GGCGCCCGGCACCCACUGACGCUCCCCUCCUCAAUACCCGGAGCCUCAAAGCCCCUCCCAGGACAGCGCUCAGUAAUAAAAGGGAGGCGAGUCCCAGGCUGGCCCUCGAGCUCUGAGAGCCUGACUGGAAAUUAUCCCCCUUGGCGGGGGAAGGAAAGCAGGAGCGAAGAAGAGGAAAAGGAGGUGUGGAGAGAGCAUGGGGAUACGGGCUGCAGGAGGAGGGGGGCCCGCAGGCCUGAGGAGGCGGCUGCUCUUGCUGCUGGGGCUCUGCAGCUGGGCGGCUGCCCUCAGAGGAAAUGACAACAGUGAGGCCCUUCCUGAGUCUAUCCCAUCUGCUCCUGGAACAUUGCCUCAUUUUAUGGAGGAACCAGAUGAUGCUUACAUCAUUAAAAGCAACCCCAUUGCCUUGCGAUGCAAAGCCAUGCCCGCUAUGCAGAUUUUCUUCAAGUGUAAUGGUGAAUGGGUCCACCAAAAUGAGCAUGUCUCUGAGGAAAGCAUGGAUGAAAGUACAGGCUUGAAGGUUCGAGAGGUGUUCAUCAACGUGACAAGGCAGCAAGUGGAGGAUUUUCAUGGGCCAGAAGAUUACUGGUGUCAGUGUGUUGCGUGGAGCCAUUUAGGGACCUCAAAAAGUAGGAAGGCAUCAGUCCGCAUAGCCUAUUUACGGAAAAACUUUGAACAAGACCCACAAGGAAAGGAGGUUCCUAUUGAAGGGAUGAUUGUUCUGCACUGUCGGCCACCAGAGGGAGUACCUGCAGCUGAGGUGGAAUGGCUUAAGAAUGAGGAGCCCAUCGAUUCCAACCAGGAUGAGAACAUCGACACCAGGGCAGAUCACAACCUCAUCAUCCGCCAGGCCCGUCUGUCCGAUUCCGGGAACUACACUUGCAUGGCUGCCAACAUAGUGGCCAAGAGAAGGAGCAUGUCUGCAACAGUCGUGGUGUAUGUGAAUGGAGGCUGGUCGUCAUGGACUGAGUGGUCUAACUGCAAUGUGCGGUGUGGCCGAGGCUGGCAGAAGCGAUCCCGGACCUGUACCAACCCUGCUCCACUCAACGGGGGUGCAUUUUGUGAGGGAAUGUCAGUGCAGAAAAUUACCUGCACUUCACUUUGCCCUGUGGACGGUAGUUGGGAGGUGUGGAGCGAAUGGUCAGUCUGCAGCCCAGAAUGUGAGCAUCUGAGAAUUCGGGAAUGUACAGCUCCACCUCCAAGAAACGGAGGAAAAUUCUGUGACGGCUUUAGUCAAGAAUCUGAGAAUUGCACUGAAGGGCUUUGCAUUCAAGGUAGGUGACAUGCC
Molecule: messenger RNA, 1288 nt
Organism: Chelonoidis abingdonii (Abingdon island giant tortoise)
Lineage: Eukaryota; Metazoa; Chordata; Testudines; Testudinidae
Source: RefSeq, a predicted model, not a curated record